Messenger RNA from Dichotomopilus funicola, 2385 nucleotides. RefSeq names its product actin-domain-containing protein. The transcript is spliced from 4 exons. Gene Ontology annotation, biological process: Arp2/3 complex-mediated actin nucleation; protein phosphorylation. Gene Ontology annotation, cellular component: actin cortical patch; Arp2/3 protein complex. Bases 1 to 2385 code for a protein of 794 amino acids. Gene Ontology annotation, molecular function: actin filament binding; ATP binding; protein kinase activity. The record is from RefSeq and is a predicted model, not a curated record. Lineage: Eukaryota; Fungi; Ascomycota; Sordariomycetes; Sordariales; Chaetomiaceae.
AUGGCAAACCCUCCUCCCAUAGUUCUCGAUGGCGGUACCGGCUUCCUCAAGGUCGGCUAUGCCGCCCAAAACUUCCCCGAGUUCCAAUACCCGUCCAUCGUCGGCCGACCGAUCUUGCGUACCGAAGAGAAGGGCGGGAGCGAUAUGGUAAUCAAGGACAUUAUGUGCGGCGAUGAGGCAGCGGCCGCCCGCACCAUGCUUCAAGUCAGCUACCCUAUGGAAAACGGCAUUGUCAAGAAAUGGGACGAUAUGCAGCACCUCUGGGAUUACACGUUCUACGAGAAGAUGAAGGUCGACCCGCGCGGAAGGAAGAUUCUACUCACUGAACCCCCUCUGAACCCUCUGAAGAACCGGGAGCAGAUGUGCGAAGUCAUGUUUGACCGGUACGAGUUUGGGGGAGUAUACGUUGCCAUUCAGGCCGUGUUGGCGCUCUAUGCCCAAGGUUUGAGCUCCGGCGUUGUUGUCGACUCCGGUGACGGUGUGACGCAUAUCGUCCCCGUUUACGAAUCCGUCGUUCUCAACCACCUUACCCGACGCCUCGACGUAGCCGGCCGCGACGUGACCCGCAACCUCAUCGCCCUCCUCCUUCGUAGGGGAUACGCAUUGAACCGGACGGCCGAUUUCGAGACGGUGCGCCAGAUUAAGGAGAAGCUCUGUUACGUUUCCUAUGACCUAGAGCUAGACAAGCGGUUAAGUGAGGACACGACGGUGCUGGUGGAGAGUUACACGCUGCCUGACGGCCGAGUCAUUCGCGUCGGGUCGGAACGUUUCGAGGCCCCCGAGUGCUUGUUCCAGCCUCACCUUGUCGACUGCGACCAGCCGGGAAUCGCUGAGUUCCUUUUCAACACCAUCCAAUCCGCUGACGUCGAUGUUCGAUCGUCUCUGUUCAAAGCUAUUGUUUUGUCUGGAGGUAGCAGCAUGUACCCGGGCCUGCCGUCGCGUCUGGAAAAGGAGCUCAAGCAAUUGUGGCUCACGAGGGUACUAGGGGGCAACCCGGAGCGGUUGAACAAAUUCAAGGUUAGGAUAGAAGACCCGCCGCGGAGACGGCACAUGGUCUUUUUGGGCGGUGCGGUCUUAGCCAAUAUCAUGGCCGACAACGAGAACCCGGCGGACCGCGGGACCGGCUCCAUGGGUUAUCAAAGUAAGGUCCGAGUGACAGACAAGUACAAGGUGGUCGGUUUUAUCAGUAGCGGAACCUAUGGCCGCGUCUACAAGGCCUUGGGCCGCCAUGGGCAGCCAGGCGAAUUCGCCAUUAAGAAGUUCAAGCCCGACAAGGAAGGGGAACAAGCGUCGUAUACCGGAAUCUCCCAGUCAGCGGUCCGAGAGAUGGCUUUGUGCUCCGAACUGAACCACCCGAACGUGAUCCGGCUGGUUGAGAUUAUCUUGGAAGACAAGUGUAUCUUCAUGGUUUUCGAGUACGCAGAGCACGACCUCCUCCAAAUCAUCCACCACCAUACGCAACAGCCCCGCCACCCUAUCCCGCCAACCACGAUCAAAAGCAUCAUGUUCCAACUCCUGAACGGAUGCCAGUACCUACACACCAACUGGGUGCUUCACCGUGACCUGAAACCGGCCAACAUCAUGGUUACGUCCUCUGGCGAGGUCAAGAUUGGCGAUCUGGGUCUGGCACGCCUUGCGUACAAACCCCUUCACAGUCUUUACAGUGGCGAUAAAGUGGUGGUGACGAUAUGGUAUCGCGCCCCAGAAUUAUUGCUCGGUAGCCGGCACUACACUCCAGCAGUCGAUAUGUGGGCUGUGGGGUGUAUCUUUGCGGAAUUGCUCUCCCUGAGGCCCAUUUUUAAGGGCGAAGAAGCUAAGAUGGACAGUAAGAAAACAGUACCUUUCCAACGAAACCAGAUGCAGAAAAUUGUCGACAUCAUGGGCCUGCCAACCAAAGAGAGAUGGCCGCUCUUAACGAGCACCCCGGAGUACAGCCAGCUCCAAACUCUGCAGCCGCCCAUCAGCCACGGCGGCCACCAUGGGCAUCACAACUACCAGGCCCAACGGCAGGCCAUGAACGCCGGGGUUAGCCAUCUGGAGAAAUGGUACCAUAACAUCAUCAACCAGCAGACAGGUGGAUCUGGCCCCGGGUCCGGAACAAGUCCUCUCGCGAGUCUAGGGCCCGAAGGCUACAAACUCCUGGCGGGGCUUUUGGAGUACGACCCGGAGAAGAGGCUCACGGCCGCGGCGGCAUUGCAGCAUCCGUUUUUUAACACGGGGGAUCCCGUCAGUGCCAACUGCUUUGAGGGGCUCAAGACGGAGUAUCCACACCGCCGGGUCAGCCAGGACGACAACGAUAUUAGGACGAGCUCGUUGCCGGGGACGAAGAGAAGCGGCUUGCCGGAUGAUUCGCUGAGGCCGGUGAAGAGAAUUAAGGGGGAAUGA